Molecule: messenger RNA, 1212 nt
Organism: Quercus lobata
Lineage: Eukaryota; Viridiplantae; Streptophyta; Magnoliopsida; Fagales; Fagaceae
Product: magnesium dechelatase SGRL, chloroplastic-like
Exons: 5
Coding region: 180-938 (252 amino acids)
Source: RefSeq, a predicted model, not a curated record
UUUUGGACUAUGGUGGGGCAUUCGAAUCACUGUCCACAGACUCUCAACAUGACCAAAACUAUGAACUGCAAUUCUCCACAUACCCAUCAAUUUCUCUCUUUCUCUGAGACUACCUUUGAGAGGAGAGACAAUGUUGAGGUGUGAAAAAUGAAGAGGAAAGAUUGUGUUAUGCAUCUUCCAUGGCCUGCCAUUAUUGUGUUUACAAUGCUUUCUCACCAUCACCACAGUCACAGAGAGACUUCAUCAACAAAACCAUUUUAAAGCCAUCAAGUAGAUCCAAACCUGUUCUUAUUUCUUCUAUAAGCAAUGCUAGAGCCUCCUACAAUACUCUUGUCUUUGAGGCUGUUAGGCUUUUGGGUCCUCCAGCAAGAUUUGAAGCUUCAAAGCUGAAAGUUGUUUUCUUAGGAGAAGAGUUAAACAAGUAUUCAGGAAUUCUUCCAAGAACCUACAUCCUAUCCCACUGUGACUUUACAGCUAACUUAACCUUGACCAUCUCUAAUGUCAUAAAUCUUGAUCAGUUAAGAGGCUGGUAUAACAAAGAUGAUGUAGUUGCCGAAUGGAAGAAAGUGAAAGACGAUAUGUGUCUACAUGUCCACUGCUAUGUGAGUGGUCCAAAUCCCCUGCUAGACCUUGCUGCAGAGUUUCGGUACCACAUAUUCUCCAAGGAAUUGCCUUUGGUGCUUAAAGCUGUGUUACAUGGGGAUUCAGUACUUUUCCGAGACCAUCCUGAGCUACUGGAUGCUUUGGUUAGGGUAUAUUUCCAUUCUAGUUCACAAAAGUACAAUCGCACAGAAUGUUGGGGUCCUCUCAAGAAAGCUGCAGAGGGAAGACAAGGGGACCAGAUCCAAGGCUUGAUAAGCGCAAGUGAAGAUGGUUUGAAGCAAAAGUGGGGAAAACCAAGAUCCAUUUUUCAAGCUCUUUUUACUUUCCUUCUUUGAAGUCAGAAGCACCUUAUUCUCGAAGUGCUCUGUGUUCAUGCCGCAAGGAUUGUUAUUUCAGGUGCCUGAGGCAUAGCAGGGUCCAUUCUUAGCAAAACCUUAACAAAUGGGAAGAGACUAAAGGCCAACCUCAAGUUGCAUAAAAAAUGUGGGGUCCUGAUUCUUUUUCAAUUAACACAUUUGUUCAAUUGGAAAUAUUGACUCACUAUUAUUGUGUGACUGAGACCUUUUUUCAUCUGGUAAAUCAGAAAAUGGCUCAUUUCUUUGUUUCAAA